GGCGCCACGGCGCACUCCCCUUUUAGCUUUCUCCUCCUCGACGCCACCACCUCUCCCACUCUCCCCGCCGGCCGCCGCCUUCCCCUCGCUGCGCGCAAUAUCCUGCGCAUUUUCUUCCCAAUUUCCUGGGGGUAUCUCUCUGGCGGUUGCUGCCCACGUUCGUCGCCGGUGCCUGGCCCGACGAUGCAUGCAUAGCCUUCGUUGUUGUUCUUGUCCUGCCAAGUAGUCCCCCUGCCCAGGUCUCCAACCGUCAUGCCUCCGAACAAACGCCCCCCCUGCCAAAUCUGCAACGCAACAGAGUCAAAGUACACCUGCGCACAGUGCAGGAUCCUCUACUGCUCGAUUGCGUGUUACAAGACCCAUAGAGCAUCCUCGUGUCAGCCUCAGCCCGCGCCUCCGUCGAAUCAUACGACUCUCGACAGCGGUAACGAACAACACGUUCAAGUCGCGGGCCCGUCCACGAUCGACCUUGGCCAGCAACUGAGUCAGACAGGCAUCCUCGGCGCGGGUCACUCUGGCUUGGAUGACGCGCCGAGAAGCAGGGACGUGCACGUUGAGACACCGUCAGUACCGCUCCGACCACUCACGUCACUAAAAUGGCCCUACGUCCCUGAAGAGUCUGCGUACCCCGACCCGCUCAAACGGGAUGACCCAAAACCGCUACAGCUUCACCAAUAUGAAGGCAUAGCGACCUCACCCUCCAUCCGCCGCACCCUCGCCGCGCACCCCCGCCUCCCCACGCUCCUCCGCCAGAUCGACGCCCUCCGCGGGCCCGCGCGCGAGGCGGCGCUCGAGCGCGCUCUCGGUGUUGCCGACCCGAGUCCGAACGACACAAGAGGAGGCGUAGGGCGGGGCGAGGACGGGGAGGACAAGAAGGCGCUGAGGGAGCUCGCGGAGGCGGUGGAGGCGGCGGUGAGGGGUGGCCGGGAGGGGAUGUUGGGCUUGGAUUGGGGAGAUUGAGUGUUCGAGUGUCGAGUGUGGUGUGGUCCUGAAGUUGGGCAGAGUAGUGGUACUUUGUAGGUGGGAUAAUGGGAUGGGGCGUACGAAUGGAGUGGAUUCGAGUGAUGCUCGCACCGCGGUUGUUUCGAUGAGUGCGGCUUGCGUGGCUGAGCCUCUGCAAGGAGCCGGCGUAUGAUGC
This is a messenger RNA of Fomitopsis serialis, 1138 nucleotides long. RefSeq lists its product as uncharacterized. The transcript is spliced from 4 exons. NCBI's taxonomy places the organism in Eukaryota, Fungi, Basidiomycota, Agaricomycetes, Polyporales, Fomitopsidaceae. Bases 253 to 960 code for a protein of 235 amino acids. Gene Ontology annotation, cellular component: nucleus; pre-snoRNP complex. The record is from RefSeq and is a predicted model, not a curated record. Gene Ontology annotation, biological process: box C/D snoRNP assembly; maturation of LSU-rRNA from tricistronic rRNA transcript (SSU-rRNA, 5.8S rRNA, LSU-rRNA); snoRNA localization.